AUGUUGGGCAUCAAUCGUAAGGCGCUGCCCUUCACUUUCAUCCUCCAAGCAUCCCCGCUGCGAGCAGCCAUGGCCGACAAAUCUCGUCUUGAUAGAGUAUACGCAAAGCUCUUAUCCAACCACCCAUAUGGGUGGGCUUUGUACAAGAAGGUCACGACUCAGGAUAUGCACCCAGGUAGUUGUGGCUAUUUUGACUCAGAUGGAGAUUGGCAUACCAUCGUCGAUCUCCGAAGCCCAGACGAUCUCACUACUCAUGGCUGGGCGCUUCCGGAUGAUAGGAUCAAUGAAAUAAGAGCCCCAGGAUCUACAAGGUGGGGUCCUAAAAGCUCAAAAUCCGUCCAGACCAUAUGUAUUGGAGGUACGGCUAAAGCAGCCGCUAUGGCGAGCACUCUUGAGACCUCUUUGACAGUUUCUUUUAAGAGUAACAGUGACCAAGGCGCUGUGCUCACCACUACGGACCCUGUAACAAGGCAUCAGCUCGGCGAUGAGCUCAGCGCCUUGCAGUGGAUGGCUGACAACACCUCUAAGAUGAUACAUCAGCAUAAAGAUAUCGUUAAAAGACAUGGUAUAUGGAUCAUCACAAAGACUUACUCUACACGUAGUUGCGCUAUCGCUAUCAUGUCAAGUGAAUCGUCAUCCAUUGACAUCACGCUCGAUAAUAUGCAAGGGAUAUUAGCCUUGACGCCUAAAAGCGCAUGGUCCAGAAGCUCUGGGAACUCUUGUACCGAAAUACACGAAGAUGUGGAUGGAGUGGUUGUUUUUAUCAGUGGAAUUUAUUUCUCUCAGAAGCGCUGGCGAUCGAAGCUGGGUCAGGCUCGAGACCAGCGUCAGCAGAAAGAUAAGCUUUACAGAGGAGACGAAAGUGAGACUGGGGAUGGCGAGAGUAAUGAACUGGACGUUGAAUACUACCCUCCCAUUGAUGAAGAUGAUGAUGAAGAGGCAGACGAGCAAGAAGAUGAGUUUGCGAAAAUCAUGCCCAACUCGAAAUAUGGAUGCCUAAUACUCAGAUUCAUUACCCAAUCCCUUGACAAGGCACAAUCAGCCAUCAAUCAACAGAUUCCGAAGAAAAUAUCCGCACGAUUUAUUUAUCAUCGUUUCUGGGAGAUCAAUAGUAAAGUUUCCGAACAAAAUAUGUCGAAAAAAUUUGCUCUCCUCGUUGGGAUAGAUCUAUAUCUGAGCGAUGGCUCAAGAAAGGGAUCUGACAACCUUCACCAUCUUCGCGGUUGCACCAAUGACGUGAAAGCCAUCAACGAAUUUCUCAACGACAAGUACAAAUUUGACGAAAUUACUACACUCACUUCUUCUUUCCCCGACUCCGACACUAACAAUACCGCACCUAUUGAGUCAUCCGACCACUUACCCACGUUUGUCAACAUAAAAGCCAAGUUUGCCGCCAUAUAUGAUCGCGCAGUUUCCGGAGACUUGUUUUACUUCCACUACUCUGGGCAUGGGAAAUUGCUUCCGCGACAAGCCGACUCUCCUAAAAGUAAUACACUUGAAGACCCCUCGUUAAUCACAGUUGAUUUUUGCUGUGGCCAACCUGCAAUUCGUGGAUGGCAGCUCAAUCAGUGGCUGAGGAAGCUCAACAACAAGGGUAUCCGAUUACUUGUUACCCUCGAUAGUUGCUAUUCUGAAGGUUCCUGGAGAUCAAGCGGUGAUUACGUCUCUCUUCGCACACCAAAAGAUUGGUUUCCCGUGCCGAAUCUGCCCGCAGACGACCAAGCAGCAGCAAACUCUGGGCAAAACGCAGAGCCUACCUAUCGCGAUGCUGAGCUUGGCAAAUCCUGGUCCAUAAAUCCCGAAUCAUUUACGAUUCUUGUGGCUUGUGGUAGUAAAGAAAUGGCAGCUGAGAAGAUUAUUGAUGGGAAAAUACAUGGUGCUUUUACAUGGGAGCUGCUGGACUAUCUCAAAGACAACGAAAGCGAGGGUACAAAUGUGACAUAUCGGAUGAUAUCAGACCAGCUUAAUAUGCGACUCAAGGAUCAGACACCGAAAGUUUAUGGCCGAGAUAGACUGAUUUUUCUUGAAAAUUCCGAACCGUUCUCAGCGCUUUCUAAAGUUUUUUUGGUCGUGCAGCUUCAGGGAAACAAGGUUGUUGUACCGGCCGGUAAAGCUCAUGGGGUCAACGUGGGAUCCGAAUUCAUGCUAUCACCACGAACACAGAGUAGUUUGUUCUCUGUGGACGAAGGGUAUCGCCACACUGUCACUUUAUCCCGAUGGCAUCUAGGCAAGGAUUCAUUUCAGGUAUAUGUUGAUCCCGCCUUUGGCUCAGACUUUCGCAGCAAACUGCAAAAACGGCUUGAGGAGAGAAUCAUUAGCCCUAUAGAGAUUCUUGUAUCGAUCAACAAUCGUACAGACGUAUUAAGGCUCGAGAAAUGGGAGGGAGAUGUCGCCAAAAUCUGUGGGCCAGCGUGGUUGAUUGGCUCCGACGAUCCUGUUCGACCACUUGAUCUAGAAAAGGACAACUUCAGCGAGCUUGCUACAGAAGCAGCUCUCGCACUUGCGCAUCUCGCCCGGUUCUGGCAGAUCCUCCUCCUCAAAACCCAGUCAUCGUCCAAGCCGGCCUUGUUCAACGUGAGCAUAAAGCCAGUGAAUGGUGAUACUACAGCCGGUGUAUACCCAAUUCAUCAAAAGUUCAGAUAUACCCUCGAAAACGAGAGUGACGAACAGUUGCACGUUACUGUCGUGGUAUUCAGCCCAGAGUUCAGCAUCGAGCAACUAUACCCACCGAGGGACGAUCCACAGACCAUCGACCCCGGCAAAAGAAAGACGUUCAGUUUCUCCAUGACACUCCCCAACGGACCUCAGUGGGUUCAAGAGUCACUGUGUCGCACCAGUCGUCGAGAUAUUGUUCGUACACUUGUUACAAAGGGUGGACGGAUCUCCUGGAAGAGCCUAGAGCUUCCGAAUAUAUGGGACGCAGGCGAAGUUGGUUUACCCAAACUGCCAUCCCACACUCGUGGAGGCUUUUCUAGGCUGCAAAUUGAAGCGGAUUGGUGGUCACACGACGAGGAAAUCUUUACAGGGUCUGCCGAUAAUACAUGUGUUUAG
Trichoderma aggressivum f. europaeum is the source of this 3051-nucleotide messenger RNA. RefSeq lists its product as uncharacterized. Bases 1 to 3051 code for a protein of 1016 amino acids. Gene Ontology annotation, molecular function: cysteine-type endopeptidase activity. NCBI's taxonomy places the organism in Eukaryota, Fungi, Ascomycota, Sordariomycetes, Hypocreales, Hypocreaceae. Gene Ontology annotation, biological process: proteolysis. The transcript has 4 exons. The record is from RefSeq and is a predicted model, not a curated record.